This is a messenger RNA of Megalops cyprinoides (Indo-Pacific tarpon), 2120 nucleotides long. It is a transcript of the gene wdr21, whose product is annotated as WD repeat domain 21. The coding region runs from base 555 to 2096 and encodes 513 amino acids. The record is from RefSeq and is a predicted model, not a curated record. Gene Ontology annotation, cellular component: Cul4-RING E3 ubiquitin ligase complex. Gene Ontology annotation, molecular function: protein binding. NCBI's taxonomy places the organism in Eukaryota, Metazoa, Chordata, Actinopteri, Elopiformes, Megalopidae. The transcript has 13 exons.
CCUGGAAGAGAUUGUAACGCGUAACAGUAAUUUUCAGAUGUGAUUUAGUGGUUGUUAAAGCGAUCAGUAGAAUUUCAUGUGUAUUAUACUGUCAGUGUUUCUAACACGUUUCGCUGUCCACCACAUGUAACUCGCUAGUCAGCUAGCUAGCGAUAUGUAUUUGUUGGACAGCCACAUUGUAGAUGUAUGGACUAAACUAGCCCAAGCUAUCGCUCACAAGAAACUAGCUAGCAUCAGAUAUCGUUCAAUAUGCGAUCAGACUGUUCGUUUGAACUAAAUUGUUAGCUGGUUGUAUAACUAUGGUUACCUAAUCUAAUUAUUAUUCGACGUGGUUGUUAUAAACACAUGUAAAUUAUAGCUUCGUGACUGUUUAAAACAAGCUAGCCAGCUAGCCAACUAGCCAGAUGAUUAGCUAGCCUACUGCAUACUGAUUUGUGAAGAUUUAGCUAACCAGCUAUGUUCCACAGUGCGAUAUGUAGCUACUUGUACUAGUCAGAUGGCCAAAAGCAUUGUUGGUAGUUGAUAGAUUGUUUAAUUCACAAUUGAUCGCAAGGAUGAAGAAAGGGAACUGGUGGGAUAGGGGCCGUGACCGCAAACGAUACCAUCGUCGCACGGAAUGGCAGAGGGACAACUCAGGUCACAGAACGCAGGAACAAAGAAUUGAUAGCGGACUUGCUGGGCCGUCUCACAGAAUUCAGGCUCAUACUGCAGACACCAUCGGUGCAUCGUCCAGGAGCACAGCCUCGGCCCCAGAUUUACCAGGGUUCUACUUCGAUCCAGAAAAGAACCGCUACUUCCGCCUCCUGCCAGGCCACAACAACUGCAACCCCCUGACCCGAGAAGGCCUCCAGAGGAAGGAGCAGGAGGGUCAGCGAGUCCGGCUUCUGGAGGAGGAUGAGAAACACAGGAAGAAGCCUCCCCGAGCUGGCUUGAACUCAGCAAUGCUUUUGCAGAAGAGACACCUGGGCCUCCUCCCAGAGAGCUCCUAUUGCAGGCUGAUCCAUGAGCUGAAGGUGAGUGGCAUGAGGAGGCACAAGCUGGAGGUGCAGAGCUCCGAUGCCAGCAGUGCCAACACCGACAACUUCCGCCUCAUUGUGGCGGACUCGGCCUGUGAGCGCGUUUUCACCGUCAAUGACGUGGAGCACGGUGGGUGCAAAUACGGCAUCAUGAACUUCCGUGGUUGCAGCAAGGGCUCACUUUCAGUGGAAAUGUGCGACAACCUGUACUUCACCAACCGCAAGGUGAAUUCCAUCUGCUGGGCCUCGGUGACCCACUCCGACUCCCAUGUGCUAUUGUGUCUGGUGGGGAUUGCAGAGACGCCAGGUUGCGUCAGCUUGCUACCAGCCUCCCUGUUCAGCAACUCUUACCCAGACCAGCCAGGCAUGCUGUGCAGUUUUAAAAUAUCCACAGCCUGGUCGUGUGCCUGGUGCCUGAACCCGCAGGCUGAUAAGAACUUCAGCACGGGCCUGUCACGGCGUGUCAUUGUGACGGACGCAGUGACAGGGCGGAGACAGACGUACGGCAUCAGCAGCGACGUGCUGGCACAGCAGUUUGCCCUGCGGGCCCCAGUGCUGUACAAUGGCUGUCGCUCAGGGGAGAUCUUCAGCAUCGACCUGCGCCAGAGGGCCCGCCGUGGCACCAGCUGGAAGGGCUGCCGCUUGUACCAGGAGUCGGCAAUCACCUCUGUCCGCAUCCUACAGGAUGAGAACUACCUCCUCGCCGCUGACAUGCUGGGAAAGAUUAAGCUGUGGGACCUGCGUGUCACCCGUGCUGUACAGCAGUACGAGGGCCACCAUAAUGAGCAUACUUACCUGCCGCUGCACGUCAACGAGCCGGAGGGGCUGCUGCUGGCCGUGGGUCAAGACUGCUACACGCGGCUCUGGAGCCUUGGCGACAGACGCCUGCUGCGGACUGUGCCAUCCCCCCAUCCUGCGGGGAAGGACUCCAUUCCCAGUGUGGUCUUCUCCUCGCAGCUGGGUGGCCGGCGUGGCCUUCCCGGCCUGCUCAUGGCUGUCCGACACGACCUCUACUACUUCCCCUACAACUGUGACUACCAAGACGGGAGCCUUCUCUCAGCAUCCUCAGGGGGGAGCUAACAGGCCUACUGCUCUCUGCUUUAA